Molecule: messenger RNA, 1468 nt
Organism: Dermacentor andersoni
Lineage: Eukaryota; Metazoa; Arthropoda; Arachnida; Ixodida; Ixodidae
Source: RefSeq, a predicted model, not a curated record
AUCUCCAGGCAGAACAUCUCGAUUUGUUAAUUGCGCGUACGUUACUUUCGCCGCUGUAGAGCUGGGGCACGUGAAAGUCGGACGCUACCUCGAGCGACGACCGCAAAUCGAGGUUCCUGCCACGAGCGAGUUCACGGCACGGGAACAGCCGCAGAUCAGUUGCGGCGCGCAAUCUAGAAGCGAAGAUCAACGUCGCUGUUCUUCCGAGUCUGUCGUAUGCGCGGUGACGCUACCUGAUUGCUGCAUGAAGGCAUAGAUGCAGUGGAUUCUGCACUGCACUAGUGUUGCCAUCAAGUACCUUUGCCUGAUUGCUUUGUUCCAAGUACCCAAGGAACCGGUGGACUGAACGAACUCUAGGCCUCUGGGAGGAAGACAUGACUGAGGAGCAGAAGGUGGAGCUGCUGAGGGUCGUGGCUGCAUCCAAAGAGACGGCACAGAGGGAGGAGGCCGUGCGGCAGGCCCACUUUGCACCAGUCAAGCACCAUGUCCCACCAGUGUCGACUGAAACCCGAGACCACAUCACUUGGGACAGAAAGGUUCCUGUAACUGUCCUGGUGAAUGACACGAAAUCCAGCCCAGCAAAGGGAGGCCAUGCAUCAUCACCACAAGAUUGGUGGACCACAGAAGGCAGUGAUGAUGACGAGUGGCCAACACCGUCCAGUGCCAAGCAAUCGAGACCCUCCAGGCGACAGCCAGUUGCACUCAAGUCAACGGUGCGCCGAGUGUACAGUAUGGAGCAACGACUCAACUUUCAGUGGGGAAAGGCAGAUGAAAUGGAGCUGGAAGAUGCCAGGUUGUCCCGCCUUGGCCUGAAUGCUGAAGGCCAAGCUGGCCCAACUCCGCUGUGCAAUGGUGGAUGGAAGAACCCACCUGCUUUGCUCGAGUCGUGGGCAUCGAUGCACGUCGCACUGAAGCAGGCCCAGUCGUCGCCGGGACUGCCUCUGCGGCCGUGGACCGAAUGCAGGGAGGCACUUCCAUCACUGCUCAGCGUCCAGGACAGCAGGACACGAGAGUUCGGUAAAGCAACACAGCUGGUAAUACCUGGCCCGAGUGGCCUCGGCACGUCUGCACACGGACAGGAUGUGUGCAGCUCAGGAGAUUCUACUCCAGAGAUUCCCGGGUACAACCGGCAUGGCUGGAGCACUAUACGCCGCCGCCGCAGGAGCAAGCGGCAGAGAAGCUUGGUGAUACGAAGCAGCGUGAAGCUCCGCGAGGUCAUGAUGUGCAAGAGAGAUGAAAAAGGCCCUGACCUGUGUGCCACCAGUGCCAUGGAUGCCAGUGACACUUAAAGCUGCCACGGCACCCGAGUCGGAGCUGCCACUUGGCUGAUGUUCUUGCCUAUGGGUGAGAAGAGGGUCACCGUGGUUUCGCAUGGAUGCUCAAAAGAAUAUUUUUGCACUCUUGUGUUCUCACUCGCUGUCUUUCUUUUUGUUUUGUGUUCUACAAGAAUAAAUUAAGUAUUCUUGCA